Messenger RNA from Dalotia coriaria, 3262 nucleotides. RefSeq names its product anoctamin-1-like. NCBI's taxonomy places the organism in Eukaryota, Metazoa, Arthropoda, Insecta, Coleoptera, Staphylinidae. Gene Ontology annotation, cellular component: plasma membrane. The transcript has 14 exons. The record is from RefSeq and is a predicted model, not a curated record. Gene Ontology annotation, biological process: chloride transmembrane transport. Gene Ontology annotation, molecular function: protein dimerization activity; chloride channel activity. Bases 571 to 3171 code for a protein of 866 amino acids.
AAGAAGUGCAAACAUUAACCUCUAUGUUGCGAGCGAAACCAUCGCCGUCGGUUCGUCCGUUUAUUUGUGGUUUAUGCGCAUGACGAGCGCAACUGGUGGUCAAAUAUGAAACUAUUUAACACUAAAUUAAUUGUGCCUUUAGCUGCACGAUUCACUGUUAACUACACCAAGUUUUGCAGUUUUAAAGGUUCUGCAGUUGGAUGGGCCUCCCUGCAUGGUGAUGCUUUCAAUAAAAUUGUGUCUAGCAGUUGAAGAUGACAUCAUAUCAUAGUGGUAACUGCAUCAAAUUUUUUAGGUGCCUAACGGGCGAACGAAAUGUCCUAGGACAACGAUUCUUUCAUCAGAUUGUGUCUAACAGGCGAACGAAAUGUCCUAGGACAACGAUUCUUUCAUCAGAUUUUUUAGGUGUCUAACGGGCGAACGAAAUAUCCUAGGAUAACGAUUCUUUCAUCAGAUUAUAAGUAUUGAAUUUGUAUAUCAUUUACAUUUAUAAUUUGUAUGAUUAGCACACGAGAAACCUGCAAAAAGAUAAUUUUUGUGCUUCGAUAUACUGAGUUUUGCUAGUUUUAGAUGUCUUACGGGCCAACGAAAUGUCCUAGGACAACGAUUUUUUAUCAGAUUGUUUGGAGUAUUUCAAAAAAUAAGCUCGCCAUUGAUUUUGUACUUGUUUAUGAGCAAGGAGAAUGUACGAAACGUGAUCAAUUUAAAAAAAGUUUGGAAGAAGUUGGGCUCAUUUUGGAAGAAGAACCGGCCGUACAAAAUAUUAAAUUUUUGAAAAUUCAUGUACCUGACGAUGUACUACAACAAUACGCCGAGAUUCUCAAAUUGCGAAUGCCUUUAAUAUUAGAAUCUGGAUACAUAAAUAAACCAAACAUUUUCCGAAGAGCCCUAAACAAUUUUCUUUAUACUUGCAACUUCACUUUAGACGAAGAGAAAUUCCCUCCACGAAAGUAUCAUUUGACUUCGGAAUACGUAACUCAUCAGGAUUUCUUGUACGACAAAACCAGUCCUGAUUAUUUCAACAGUGCUACAAGAAUCACUGUGGCGUCAUAUAUUUUGGAAAGAGAAAAAUUUGGAAAUGCUGAUCAUGAUUUUGGAAUUAAAAGACUCUUAUCCGAAGGAGUAUAUAAGGCUGCAUACCCUUUGCAUGAUGGAAGUCUCCGUAAUAACUUGGAUCCGAACUCUUUACGAAAGAAGCUUUUUGACGAGUGGGCAUCAUUCCCCAAAUUAGCAAAAUUUCAACCCAUUGAUGAAAUUAAAGACUAUUUUGGCGUGAAAAUUGCGUUAUACUACGAGUGGUUGGGUUUUUACACGCAUAUGUUAAUUCCUGCAGCAAUUGUUGGAUUCUUAUGUGUUUUAUACGGACUACUGACAAUGAAUAGCGAUCAGCUAAGCGAAGAUAUCUGCACACAAGACGUUAUCAUGUGUCCGCUCUGUGACAAAUUAUGCCCUUUUUGGGAAUUAAAGGAUACGUGCGUCUAUUCAAAAAUUUCCUACAUUGUGGACAAUCCGGUGACCAUAUUUUUCGCGGUAUUCAUGUCCAUCUGGUCGGCCCUGUACCUCGAGCUUUGGAAAAGGUAUAGCGCCGGUAUUGCUCACCGAUGGGGCCUCACCGGGUUCAGUCUGCAAUGCGAACCUCCACGGCCAGAGUACCUCAACAAACUUGCCUACGCAAAGAAAGAAAAGUUGAAUGUAAUCACAGCGCUAUCCGAGCCGGUAGUGCCAUUUUGGAAAAAGAAACUACCUGCAGUUGUGUUGAGUUCAGCAAUAGUUAUUGUUUUUAUGUUGGCAUCAAUUAGUGUGGUUUUUGGAAUUGUUAUCUAUCGAAUGUCUUUAGCGUCAUCAGAGAGCUUAUACGGUGAUGAGACAAGCUUCAGAAUAUACGUAGUGCCUGUUACCGCUGGCAUAAUCAAUUUGGUAUGCAUAGUUAUUCUGAACACUGUUUACUUUAAACUGGCAUACUAUCUGACCGAUUUAGAGCUGCCACGUUCACAAACUGAAUUUGAGGAGAGUCUAACAUUGAAAAUUUACAUGUUCCAAUUUAUUAAUUUCUACACGUCCAUCUUUUAUAUCGCGUUUAUUAAGGGAAAAUUUGUUGGAUAUCCGGCAAAAUACAACACAGUUUUAGGAAUACGACAAGAAGAGUGCCAACCGGGCGGUUGUUUAAUUGAAUUAACUAUUCAAUUGGCCAUUAUUAUGAUUGGUAAGCAAACUUUAAAUAACUUCACAGAGUUUGGUAUACCUCUCAUAAAAAAGAUGCUCAACAAGAUGAGGUUCAAAGCAGAAGAGCCAGAGGAGGUUGAUGGUACCCAUAAUCAAUGGACUGACGAUUAUAAGUUACUAGAUUUAGAACCACAAGGCUUGCUUAGUGAAUAUCUAGAAAUGGUUGUGCAAUAUGGUUUUGUCACAAUAUUCGUCACAGCUUUUCCACUCGCGCCACUAUUUGCCCUAAUAAACAAUGUAUUUGAAAUGCGCCUGGAUGCCAAAAAAAUGAUCAAAUUUUUCAGACGGCCGGUACCAAAACGCGUCAAGAACAUUGGCAUUUGGUACAAUAUUAUGAACCUGCUUUGUCGUAUUUCGAUUGUGUCCAAUGGAUUUAUCAUAGCGUUUUCAUCUCAAUUUAUUCCCAAAUUAGUAUACAAUAUGACCGUCAACAAAGGCGUCAACGACGUGGGCUUUUUAAACUACACCUUAGCAUCAUUUGAUGUGAAUGAUUUCAUUGACGGAAAUGAACCGGAAAAGAAUCCAUGGAAUGUCACCGUGUGCUAUUUUUCGGAUUAUAGAAAUUCACACGAUGUUGAAUCAAAAUACAAGCGUCCUCUUGAUUAUUGGCACAUUAUGACGGCUAGACUUGCAUUCUUGGUCGUGUAUCAAAACUUUGUUGGAAUACUUUUUACAGCUAUUCAAUACGCAAUCCCAGAUAUGCCUAAGAAACUGAAAGAGAGAAUUCAGCGAGAAGCAUAUCAAAUUAAUGAAAGUAUCAUAAAGAGGGACCAAGCUACUCAUAAACACAAGAGGAUAUCAGAAACCAAAGAAUCACUUGAUAGUACAAACAAGGUGGAAUACCUUAACGAAGUCGAUGAUAUCGCAUUACCAAAUAAGGAUCAAAAUGCCGAUAAGCUUCAUCGACGCACACGACCUCAGAGUGAUAAUUUCACUGAACAUCUUUAAUUACAUAUCCUGUUUAAUUUUUUGUAGUUUUCUACUUGUUAUGGCUGAUAUGUUUUGUAGAACUAACCAAUUAAUAAAAGAUAUAUUAAAA